Molecule: messenger RNA, 2779 nt
Organism: Panthera uncia (snow leopard)
Lineage: Eukaryota; Metazoa; Chordata; Mammalia; Carnivora; Felidae
Gene: SIM1
Product: SIM bHLH transcription factor 1
Exons: 11
Coding region: 218-2518 (766 amino acids)
Biological process (GO): regulation of transcription by RNA polymerase II
Molecular function (GO): RNA polymerase II transcription regulatory region sequence-specific DNA binding; protein dimerization activity; DNA-binding transcription factor activity, RNA polymerase II-specific
Source: RefSeq, a predicted model, not a curated record
UCCUACACUCUCGUCCCGUAUUUUUAAAGAAAAUUAUUUUCUGUUCGCUGCGUUGGUCUUUUACUGCCAUCAAUACCCUGAAGCAAAGAUUUCAGCCUCUUCAUUCAAAGCAUGCCUUAUAUUUUUGUCAAAUAUGAUCUCUAAUUGAAAGUUUAUUUUUGCUUUUGGAUGCAUCUGUGGAGCUCAUGUUGUAAGAAGAAAGGGGGAACGAGACACAAUGAAAGAGAAGUCCAAAAAUGCUGCCCGGACUAGGAGGGAGAAGGAAAACAGUGAAUUUUAUGAACUGGCAAAAUUACUGCCUUUGCCCUCGGCUAUCACCUCGCAGCUGGACAAAGCAUCCAUAAUCAGACUCACGACCAGCUAUCUCAAAAUGAGAGUAGUGUUCCCAGAAGGGCUCGGCGAGGCGUGGGGCCACUCGAGUCGCACCAGCCCCCUGGACAACGUAGGCAGAGAACUGGGCUCCCAUCUGCUCCAGACCCUGGAUGGCUUCAUCUUUGUGGUGGCCCCAGAUGGGAAGAUCAUGUACAUCUCAGAGACAGCCUCAGUCCACCUGGGUCUUUCUCAGGUAGAGCUGACUGGGAACAGCAUUUAUGAAUACAUCCACCCAGCCGACCACGACGAGAUGACCGCGGUGCUUACAGCUCAUCAGCCCUACCACUCUCACUUCGUCCAGGAAUACGAGAUCGAGCGCUCCUUCUUCCUCAGAAUGAAGUGCGUCUUGGCCAAGAGGAACGCGGGCCUCACCUGCGGUGGCUACAAGGUCAUUCACUGCAGCGGCUACCUGAAGAUCCGCCAAUACAGCUUGGACAUGUCCCCCUUCGAUGGCUGCUACCAGAACGUGGGCCUGGUGGCUGUGGGCCACUCGCUGCCUCCCAGUGCCGUCACGGAGAUCAAGCUGCACAGCAACAUGUUCAUGUUCCGCGCCAGCCUGGACAUGAAGCUCAUCUUCCUGGACUCCAGAGUGGCGGAGCUGACGGGGUACGAACCUCAGGACCUAAUUGAGAAGACGUUGUACCACCACGUGCACGGCUGUGACACCUUCCACCUGCGCUGCGCCCACCACCUGCUGCUGGUGAAGGGGCAGGUGACCACCAAGUACUACAGGUUCCUGGCAAAGCACGGUGGCUGGGUAUGGGUGCAGAGCUAUGCGACCAUCGUCCACAACAGCCGCUCGUCCAGGCCACACUGUAUCGUCAGCGUCAACUAUGUCCUCACGGACACGGAAUACAAAGGUUUGCAGCUCUCCCUGGAUCAGAUCUCAGCCUCUAAACCAGCCUUCUCCUACACCAGCAGCUCCACUCCUACCGUGACUGACAACAGGAAGGGGGUCAAGUCCAGGCUCUCCGGCUCAAAGUCAAAAUCCAGGACUUCCCCAUAUCCUCAGUAUUCGGGAUUUCACACGGAAAGAUCUGAAUCUGAUCACGACAGCCAGUGGGGUGGAAGUCCCCUGACAGACACAGCCUCUCCGCAGCUCCUGGACCCCGGGGAGAGGCCAGGAUCUCAGCAUGACGCGUCGUGCGCCUACAGACAAUUCUCUGACCGCAGCUCUCUCUGCUAUGGCUUUGCACUGGACCAUUCCAGGCUGGUGGAGGAGAGGCAUUUCCACACCCAAGCCUGCGAGGGAGGCCGGUGUGAGGCAGGCAGGUACUUCCUGGGAACGCCGCAGGCCGGGAGGGAGCCCUGGUGGGGCUCUCGUGCAGCCUUGCCCCUGACCAAGUCCUCCCCAGAAAGCAGAGAAGCCUAUGAAAACAGCAUGCCUCACAUCGCUUCAGUGCACAGGAUCCACGGGCGAGGUCACUGGGAUGAAGAUAGUGUGGUGAGUUCUCCAGACCCUGGAUCUGCCAGCGAAUCAGGUGACCGAUAUCGCACUGAGCAGUAUCAAAGUAGCCCACAUGAACCUAGCAAAAUUGAAACUCUGAUAAGAGCCACCCAGCAAAUGAUUAAAGAAGAAGAGAACAGAUUGCAGCUAAGGAAAGCCCCCCCAGACCAACUGGCCUCCAUUAAUGGAGCUGGGAAAAAACACUCCCUCUGUUUUGCAAACUAUCAACAGCCCCCACCAACAGGGGAAGUCUGCCACGGCUCUGCUCUUGCCAACACUUCACCAUGUGACCACAUCCAGCAGAGAGAGGGAAAGAUGCUGAGCCCCCACGAAAAUGACUAUGACAACAGUCCCACUGCACUGUCUCGAAUAAGUAGUCCCAAUUCGGAUCGCAUUUCAAAAUCCAGUUUGAUCCUAGCUAAAGACUAUCUACAUUCGGAAAUGUCUCCACAUCAGACCGCGGGAGACCAUCCCGCUGUCUCUCCAAACUGCUUUGGUUCUCACCGGCAGUAUUUCGAUAAGCAUGCUUACACAUUAACUGGAUAUGCCCUGGAGCACUUAUAUGACACUGAAACCAUUAGAAACUAUUCCUUGGGCUGUAAUGGCUCACACUUUGAUGUAACUUCCCAUCUAAGGAUGCAGCCAGACCCAGCACAAGGACACAAGGGAACAUCUGUUAUAAUAACCAAUGGAAGCUGAUGUUUUUCUAAAAUAUUUUGUUCUUUAAGGAUCUCUGAAACAUAUUUAUAGUUUAAUACCCCAUUACUAGCAUUUACUAUGCCACAGAUGGUUAGAGAGGAUAAUUUAAGUUACUGGGUAUUUGACAUGUGUUCCUGUGAAAUCAAAGAAAAGAGCACUUGCGUUCAGGGUUACACACAGAUAAUGGAGCUAAAGUGAAUACAUAAAUUGCCCCUCUAAUUAUAUGGGAGCCAGAAUACAUAAAUUUUGAAUUGAAAAGUA